This is a messenger RNA of Hyphopichia burtonii NRRL Y-1933, 1457 nucleotides long. RefSeq lists its product as uncharacterized. Bases 205 to 1332 code for a protein of 375 amino acids. The transcript has a single exon. Lineage: Eukaryota; Fungi; Ascomycota; Pichiomycetes; Serinales; Debaryomycetaceae. The record is from RefSeq and is a predicted model, not a curated record.
CUAAAUUAUAAGCUUAUAUACCUUCCUGAAGGACAGGGCUGAACGAGUUCAUCUUAUUUCAUUGACGGUUGAUCCUUGAGCAUCACGAUUUGCUCUUGCUUUUUGUCUGAAAAUAAUUUGCUAUCCGGAACCGAUAUUAUUUGCUGCUAUAUAAUAACUGGCAAGAUUUUAUGUAUAUAUCUUCUUUAAGAUUUAAUUUGACUAAUGGAUAACAUUAUAUCUACUAAACUAUUUGAAACCGAAGGUGUUUCGGUGUUUCGGAUUCCACCGGGGGACAUUUCUUUAAAUAAAUGGGAUCUUAACGGAUCUAAUAUUGUUUGGCUGGGUAAUUUAAGAGUAAUUGAACAAGAAGUUAUAACAGAUGGUGUAGAGCUUUUUUCAUUGCCAAAAGGAUUAUCCGAUGAAUCAUCCAUUUUUUACGAUCCAAAGUUAUCUAAGGAUGAAAAGGAUUCUAAUGAUGAUGAGAAUUCCUAUUCAAAGGAUGUCAUACAACCUCAUAAAGGUUUAAGAUUAAGACUCGAACUUUAUAAUAUGGUUGAAAUCCCUCCAUCCGUAGGAAAUCUUACAACGGUUCGUAAGGAUAUUUGUUGGGCUGAAGUUUGGUAUAAUCCAAUUGCAUCUCCACUUGAUGAAGACGAAAAAGAUUUAUUCAGGGAUCAAAUCAAUUCUGAUUACUCAAUUGCUAAUGAUGGUGAAGAAACUAUUCAAAUGUCUCCAGAAUCUCCAAAAUUUUAUAAGAUUAUUGCACAAUUACCUGGGUCCGGUUAUCAUCCAUACGAUUCUCUCGAUCAACAAGAUAUAUUGAAUGUCAAAGAAUCUCAGGACGGCCCAUUAGUACAAGUUGCUCUUGGUUUGAAAUUCGAUGAAAGCUUUAGUGCUGUUUCUUUUGCUGAAAGUUUGGGUAUCUAUAAGAGAAGAUUCCGAAAUUUCGAAGAUCAGUAUAGGUACGAAUUAAAAUUAAUGGAAAUUGAAUCAAGACUGGCGAAAUUAAAUCUUGGCGACGAGUCCUUGGAUGGUUCUAAUUAUACUCAUAAGGGUAGUAUUGAUAAUACAUACACUGAUGAUGAUGAUGAUGAUGAUGAUGAUGAUGACGAUGAUGACGAUGAUAGUAAUUACUAUGAUCAAAAUGGAAACCUAUUUUCUGUUCCUCCCAGAUCAUUGCCUGUUUCACCAUCCACCAUCUCAACUGCUACAAAUGAGGGCACCCAAGGAUUAAAUUUUUGUGGCCAUGAUGAUAAUGAUGAUGCUGGCAAUCAGGAUAGCCUAGAUGACGAUGAUGAUGAUGAUGAUGAUGAUGAUGCAGGAUUUGGUGAAUUCGUCCAAAGUUCAUAAGUCAUACGACUAAAUUUGCAUAAGCUCCAUGAGCUCUCUUUAAUUUAUUAUAUAAACGCUUUAUGUCUGUUUUUUUUUUUAUCUUUUUUUUUCUAUAAUGAAGUUAUCAUGCCGUAAAUAGACCC